Messenger RNA from Anguilla rostrata (American eel), 2121 nucleotides. RefSeq names its product glutamate-rich protein 6. The coding region runs from base 202 to 1713 and encodes 503 amino acids. Lineage: Eukaryota; Metazoa; Chordata; Actinopteri; Anguilliformes; Anguillidae. The transcript is spliced from 11 exons. The record is from RefSeq and is a predicted model, not a curated record.
AAGCAGGACAGUGCACUCUUCACAUAACUUCCUAGACCAGUGCAGGAGGAAUGCUUCUGUACAUACACGCAGUGCCUUUGAAUGGACCGAGACCCGUGACUGUAGAGGUGACUGCGGAGGAGAGAAAAUCUUACAGGACAGCCUGCCAAUACAGAGAGGGUGAGGGGUGGGGGGUGCCCGAACCGUCGGGGACGUCCCGCGAUGGAGGAAGAAGCGGGAAUUCCCCAGAGCCGCGAAUCUGGGGCCCACGGUGAUGAUGUCACAGCCGAGGCCAGCGCAGGGGAACAGAGGGAGGCGCCCACCGCUGCCGGUACAGAUUCUCUGCCUACCUGCUCAGAUAAGAAACAGAGAGAGAUCUGCUGCUCUUCAGUGAUAAACCACGUGUUAGACGGUGCUCAGCUCCCUCAGCUCGGAAUGCCAGCGGUGCUGAGGUUCCGUCAGGAGUCACAGGACCGAGCGACGGACGGCCCGAGAGUUCCACCUCAGCUGCUGGGAGAUGCACAUGCCCUGUGCGAAUUCUGUGGGCAGCCAGCACGCCCCUUCCCGGGCCUUGCUGACCUGAGCAUCGUGGCGGCAGAGCCCGAGCGAUUCUGCUGCCCUGAGGCCCAGAACCUGGUGGAGGUUCUGGCCCAAGAGUGGAGGCUGCUACUACAAACACUGGGCCAGGGGAAGGAGGUGGUCCCCAACCCCCCCUACGCCCCCACCAAGGAGGAGGAGCUCAACUUCAAGGCAUGGGAGAACGAGGAGCACAGACAGCAGGAGAGAGACAUGGAGCAGUACUUCCAGGCAACCCACCCCACCAUCGUGCCCAGUGACAGCUGCACAAGGACCAUCAGCUUCCAACUCUCCAGCUGCAUGCCGAGGGAGGCGGACACGAGCGCCCCUCAGGACUCUGGGAAUGUGGAGGACCUCGACCAUGAAGAGGGGGACUUCCUGACGGGCCCGGGGGUGUUUGGGUUCGGCAUUGCACAUCACAAGCAGAACGUUGGGUUCAGAGAGAAAUACUACGGCAACGGGAACAAGUUCCUCACCGUGUUUCCUGACGGUUCGGCCCAGGUGUUCUACCCCUCUGGCCGGUUGGCCCUUCUCAUCACCGUGGGGGACGGCGAGGCGGAGAUGGUCUGCGUCGUACAGGACGACCACGCCCCCAAUCCGCCCAUCCGAGCCCUGUUCCAAUCCAACGGCAGGGCCACCUGUUACCACAGAAACGGCAAUGUAUGGGUGAGCAUGGACGUUUCGGGAGGCCAGUGCUCAGACGAGAGGGGCGCCCGGGUCAGGCGGUGGCGCUGGAGCGGGCACCUGGACACGCCCACUGCCCUGCGGCCCCUCUUCCUGUCCCUGAACCAGAGCGUGGGCGUCCGCGUCCUGGGACAGGACAGGAUGUUUGUGACCUUCCUCACCAAGGGCUGCCAGGCCAGGUUCAGCGUGGGCACCUGUGUACAGCUAAAGGAUGCGAGCACCACAGUCCCACCCAACGGACAGUCCAUCAGCAGAGAGGAAGUGUUCCUCCUGGCAGGUCGGGUAAGGCUGCACCGGACCCUGGGACUCCUCCAUCACUGCCUGCGGCUCCCUUCGAACCCGCAACCCCCGGCAACCAGACCGCCCCCCUCCCUCGUCUCCCUGGCCAAAGCCCUGCUGGAGCUGAGCCAGAGCUUGCAGAUGGAGGAGAGGGACCGGGCCUUCAUCCGGGCGUGGCUGCAAGACUGUCUGUGACUCCUCCAUCACCCAUCCCUCCAUUCCUCUACCACCCAUCCCUCCAUCACCCACCGCUGCUGUGCUCUGCACCACCUGCAUGAAAACGCUCUCCACUGAUGUACUAAAGAGAAGGAGAAGAGAAAAAAAAAAACAUCAUAAUCACCUGAUGAUAUUUUAAAAUGUUUUUUGAACUAAAAUAUCAGUUAAUGUGCACGAAUAAUACAAAAGCAAUCAAGCAUGUUAUCGUUGUUACCUGUGCAGGCCACACUGAGGCAAUAGAAAUGAUAUACGGUAAAAUUACAUUAAAAAAAACUCCAUCUAUUGGUCCACACUGGCUUUGUGCGUAUUACUGCAAUUUAUAAUAGCAGUUAUCAUUUAACAGACGUGUGUCACUUUUGAAAAAUAAAAGCAAAAAGAUGCAAAGAA